ACCACCAGCACCCUCUCCGGCGCAUCCUUAGACGCCUAUCAGUCGCAUACCGCCACCUCAUCAGCCUUGCCGACGGUGGGGAUGGCGCCCGGGGCCCCCCGCCCAUUCCCCACGGUGGACGUCCCCGACCAUGCCCACUACACCAUCGGCUCCGUCAUCUUAGCCAUUGGCAUCACCGGAAUGGUCGGCAACUUCCUGGUCAUCUACGCCUUCAGCAGGAGCCGCAGCCUGCGCACUCCGGCCAACAUGUUCAUCAUCAACUUGGCUGUGACGGACCUGCUGAUGUGCGUCACUCAAGCGCCAGUGUUCUUCACUAGCAGCAUGCACAAGAGGUGGAUCUUUGGGGAAAAAGCGUGCGAACUGUACGCCUUCUGUGGCGCGCUGUUUGGGAUCUGCUCCAUGAUGACGCUGACGGUGAUCGCUGUGGACCGCUACUUCGUCAUCACGCGCCCUCUCACCUCCAUCGGCGUGCUGUCCCGGAAGCGGGCGCUGGCCGUCCUGGCGGCCGCGUGGGCCUACUCGCUGGCGUGGAGCCUGCCGCCCUUCUUCGGAUGGAGCGCGUACGUGCCGGAGGGCCUGCUGACGUCAUGCACGUGGGACUAUGUGACGUUCACACCGUCGGUGCGCGCGUACACCAUGCUUCUGUUCGUGUUUGUCUUCCUGCUACCGCUGGCGGUCAUUGUCUCGUGCUACGUCUUCAUCUUCAGGGCCGUGCGUCGCACCAACAAGACGGUAGGCAAGAUGAGCAGCAGCGGCCUCACCCACGUGUCCUCUCGCGAUUCGGUCAAGAAGUUCAACCGGCUGCAAAACGAGUGGAAGAUGGCUAAGAUCGCCUUGAUCGUCAUCCUGCUUUACGUUGUCUCCUGGUCACCGUACUCAACUGUGGCGCUCACCGCUUUUGCCGGAUACGCAGACAUCUUGACGCCCUACAUGAACUCCGUGCCUGCUGUUAUCGCUAAGGCCUCCGCCAUCCACAACCCCAUCAUCUAUGCCAUCACGCACCCAAAGUACAGGGUGGCCUUGGCCAAGUACAUCCCGUGCCUCGGAGCGCUCCUGUGCGUGCGUCCUACGGACCUUCGCUCGGCCAGUAGCAGUUUCGCGUCCACACGGCGCUCCACAGUCACCAGUCAGAGCUCCGACAUCAGCGCGCACUUUAGGCGACACAGCAAGAGUCGACUGUCCUCGGCGUCUGACAGCGAAUCGGGUCUGACAGACACGGAGGCGGACUUGCCCAGUCUGAGUUCUCGCCCCGCUAGCCGCCAGGUGUCCAGUGAAAUCGGCAGAGACACGGCUGAAUUCUCCGAAUUCAAAACCUCGUCCAGCUUCAAGGCAAAAAUGAAGAAUCAUGACUCGGGCAUCUUUGAGAGGACGUCUUUUGACAUGGAUAUUUCUACGAUUGAACGCGGCAGCAUUCCAAAUAGCGCCGACUCCGGCGACGUCCACGUGGGCAGAAACGCGCUCACCCGCAUCCCGAGCAUCGUCAUUACCUCCGAGUCCAGCCCCUUCCUACCUGUCGGACGCGCCGGCUCGCAUUCCGCUCGCGCCAAGGCCACCUACAGCAGCACGAAAGCGGGCUCCGGCUGA
Molecule: messenger RNA, 1584 nt
Organism: Nerophis lumbriciformis (worm pipefish)
Lineage: Eukaryota; Metazoa; Chordata; Actinopteri; Syngnathiformes; Syngnathidae
Source: RefSeq, a predicted model, not a curated record